Molecule: messenger RNA, 1430 nt
Organism: Camelina sativa (false flax)
Lineage: Eukaryota; Viridiplantae; Streptophyta; Magnoliopsida; Brassicales; Brassicaceae
Source: RefSeq, a predicted model, not a curated record
AGCAUAGAAAACUAAGAACUGAGCAUUGCGUUUAUCUCAUGCGUUGCCUUUCCAAGACGAAAGAGAAGCCUCCAAGAAACACAAGACCUCUCUUAUCUCAACAGAAUCUGCCUUGUUCAUUUGCUUCAUGCAACCCUCAACAUUUGUCUAUAUAUGUAUGUAGAUAUACGUCUUGUAUAUAAAAAAUUCCUUCUUGAAAUCAUGUCAAUAAGUCAGCCUAUAACACGGACCGAUGGAACAUUUAGGACUUUUGGCCUCUAUUGGUGCUACAAUUGUCAUCGUACGGUCAGGAUUGCAUCCUCUAUCCCAUCUGAGGUCGCGUGCCCUCGAUGCUUGAGGCAAUUUGUCGUCGAGAUUGAGAUGAGACAUCCUCGGUUUACUUUCAAUCAUGCUGUUCCCCCUUUUGAUGCUUCUCCUGAGGCUCGUCUUCUCGAAGCUCUAUCACUCAUGUUUGAUCCUCCAAUGAUAGGUGGGUUUGGUCCAGACCCAUUUCUUAGAGCAAGAUCCAGAAAUAUAUUGGAACCUGAAACAAGACCCAGACCACACCAUCGACGACGCCACAGCCUUGACAAUGUUAACAAUGGCGGUUUACCUCCACCAAGAAGAACAUAUGUAGUUCUCCGACCCAUAAAUCCGACUAGUCCACUUGGAAGCAUAACCAAGCCACCAAAUCCUGUACCACCCCAGCGUUUGAACACACAUGAUUUCUUUUCUGGAGCAUCAGGCUUAGAGCAGCUGAUUGAACAGCUAACACAAGACGAUAGGCCUGGACCACCACCUGCGUCAGAACCAACCAUUGAUGCACUACCCACUGUGAAGGUAACACCACAUCAUCUAACCAACGACAUGUCCCAAUGCACAGUGUGCAUGGACGAAUUCAUUGUUGGUGGGGAGGCUACAGAGUUACCGUGUAAACACAUAUACCAUAAAGAUUGUAUAAUCCCGUGGCUCAGGCUUCACAAUUCUUGCCCUAUCUGCCGUCGUGACCUCCCACCUGUCAACACCAUUGCUAAUUCUCGAGAAAGGAGCAAUUCUAUUAGACAAGACAUACCUGAAAGAAGACGCCCGAGGUGGAUGCAGCUUGGGAACAUUUGGCCCUUUAGAGCAAGAUACCAAAGGGUUAGUCCCGAAGAAAGACCACACCAUAACCCUCGAGGUAACAGGAGCUAAAUCUAAAUAUUUCAGGGGCACCCAUCUUUCUGACUAUGGAGCUUCUACGAUUCAAGAAAUAUAAAUCGUGCCUAUCUAUCUAUAUGUAUAGACGCUAUGAGAAACUGUCUAUUUGAAUAUGCUUUGUAUAUCUCAGAAAUAACCUCAAGCUACUAAAACUAACGAUUUCACAAAGAAGAGACUCUUCCUACCUAAGCUUUGUUGCAUAAGCUCUGUAAAAUCAACCAGAUUUGGAGUAAAGGAGCUUAAUUAUACUGUAA